Messenger RNA from Sphaeroforma arctica JP610, 315 nucleotides. RefSeq lists its product as hypothetical. The annotation marks the transcript as partial. The record is from RefSeq and is a predicted model, not a curated record. The transcript has a single exon. Lineage: Eukaryota; Ichthyosporea; Ichthyophonida.
AUGGCCGAAUCCGAGGUACAGCCUGGAACCGCGGCAUUAGUUGUCGCAAAGGACGAGUCAGAAGACCAACAAUUAACAACCGAAAACCUACAGCUAUCAAAAAAGGAGAAAGAUUCACAUUCUGACGAUUCUAUGCAUACGGACAAUGAAGACCACGCGCUAGAAAACGCAGAUUCUACAGUGGGAGAUGAGGAGACUGGACCAGGGGAAAAGAAGAAGAAGAAACGAAGAAAGUUUGAUGACAUAGAGCGGCCACAUAUAUGCAAGUAUACGAAUUGUGGAAGACCAUAUGCUACCGAGCACUCUUUGGCACAG